Protobothrops mucrosquamatus (brown spotted pit viper) is the source of this 669-nucleotide messenger RNA. RefSeq names its product glutaredoxin (gene GLRX). Lineage: Eukaryota; Metazoa; Chordata; Lepidosauria; Squamata; Viperidae. The record is from RefSeq and is a predicted model, not a curated record. The transcript is spliced from 3 exons. Bases 109 to 426 code for a protein of 105 amino acids.
GGCUUGGAACUCAUAUAACCUGACUUCUGCAGUGCUUUUUUGCUUUCUGUUUUCACUUCUCUCAGCUUUAGAAUUGGGCCCUUGUUGGGAGCUACUAAGAAGUUUAGGAUGGCCCAGCAAUUUGUAGUUAGUCAUAUUGCAUCUGAUAAAGUGGUUGUAUUUGGAAAGAAAGGCUGUCCUUUCUGUCACAAUGCGCUAGAUCUUCUGAAACAAAUUAAUAUCAAGCCUGGGCACUUGGAAUAUAUUGAUCUCACAAGCCAAAAUAAUAUGGAUGCCAUUCAAGACUAUCUUAUGCAGUUAACAGGUGCCCGAACGGUUCCUCGAAUUUUUAUUGGAAAAUCAUGUAUUGGUGGUUUUACAGAUCUAGAUGCUCUAAACGAUAGUGGAGAACUUUCCACCAUGUUAAAGAAGAUUGGGGCACUGUGAAGAGCAACAAUAACUACAGGAUGGAAUUACCCUGAAGAUGCACCUAUAGCAUUUAGGAUUAGAUUAAUUGCCUGUUCCAUCUUGUCUUCAUCCAUUGUAUAUUUCUGAAAGGAGGCAAUACAAAAAAAAGUGUUGAUUACUCUCUGGCUUCUAAGACACAGCUUUACCCUACUUUUAUACCUGUUAGUAUGACAGUUUCUCUGCUAAUAAAGUACUCAUGACCACAAUGGAUCACAAAAAGAA